UAUGCCAGUCAUAGCAGCAGGAAUGGACUUCCUGGGAAUGAAAGUCAUUGGUGAGCUGCUACGAAUGUCGGGUGCCUUUUUCAUGCAGCGUACCUUUGGUGGCAAUAAACUCUACUGGGCUGUAUUCUCUGAAUAUGUAAAAACUAUGCUACGGAAUGGUUAUGCUCCUGUUGAAUUUUUCCUCGAAGGGACAAGAAGCCGCUCUGCCAAGACAUUGACUCCUAAAUUUGGUCUUCUGAAUAUUGUAAUGGAGCCAUUUUUUAAAAGAGAAGUUUUUGAUACCUACCUUGUUCCAAUUAGCAUCAGUUAUGAUAAGAUACUGGAAGAAAGUCUUUAUGUAUAUGAGCUUCUAGGGGUUCCUAAGCCAAAAGAAUCUACAAGUGGACUGUUGAAAGCCAGAAGGAUUCUCUAUGAAAAUUUUGGAAGCAUCCAUGUCUACUUUGGAGACCCUGUGUCACUUCGAUCUCUGGCAGCUAGGAGGAUGAAUCGGAGCCGGUAUAACUUGGUUCCAAGAUACAUUCCUCAGAAGCAGUCUGCGGACAUGCAUGCCUUUAUCACUGAAGUUGCCUACAAAAUGCAGCUUCUGCAAAUUGAAAACCUAGUUCUGAGCCCCUGGUCCCUAACAGUUGCUGUUCUACUUCAGAACCAGCCAUCCAUGGACUUUGAUGCUCUGGUGGAAAAGACGUUAUGGCUGAAAGGCUUAGCCCAGGUGUUCGGAGGGUUUCUUGUUUGGCCCGACAACGAACCUGCUGAAGAAGUGGUCCAGUCCAGCAUUCUUCUGCAUUCCAACAUUGCCACUCUUGUCAGAGACCAGGUGAUUCUGAAAGUGGAUGCCGGAGACUCAGAAGUGGUUGAUGGACUUAUUUUCCAGCACGUCACUCUCCUUAUGUGCUCCGCUUAUAGGAACCAGCUGCUCAACAUUUUUGUCCGUCCAUCCUUAGUAGCUAUAGCAUUGCAGAUGACACCUGGGUUCAGGAAAGAGGACAUCUACAGUUGCUUCAGUUUCCUACAUGAUGUUUUUUCAGAUGAGUUCAUCUUCCUUCCAGGAAACAUGUUAAAGGACUUUGAAGAAGGCUGUUACCUGCUUUGUAAAAGCGAGACCAUACAAGUGACUACGAGGGACAUCCUAGUUACAGAGAAAGGAAAUACUGUGUUGGAAUUUUUAAUAGGACUCUUUAAGCCUUUUGUGGAAUGUUAUCAGAUAAUUUGCAAAUACCUCUUGAGUGAAGAAGAGGACUACUUCAGUGAGAAACAGUACUUGGCUGCAGUCAGAAAAUUCACAAGUCAGCUUCUUGAUCAAGGUGCCUCUCAGUGUUAUGAUGUAUUAUCUUCUGAUGUGCAGAAAAAUGCCUUAGCAGCUUUUGUGAGGCUUGGUGUGGUAUGGAAGAAGAAGGUAAAUAAUGAAUGUAUAUUUAAUGUGAAUGAACCUGCCAUAACCAAAUUAGAAGAAAUGCUUGGUGGUAAGAUGCCAAUAGGAAAACUGGCCACUGAAAAACUGUAAUAAUUACCAACUAGUUAAUGGAAAAUUUGGUCAUGUAAUUGCUGGCAAAGGACUCUUACUACAACAAACAGGGAAGCAGAGGAAGAGACACAUCUUCUUGUUCUUCACGAGGCUUUGAGGGCAGUGGACUUAGCAGAGGAAGAAGAUCGUUGUAAACAGUCCAUGUGAUCUUCCCCACCACAGUGGUCAAAAGGCAUUUGUAUACAAUACUGUGUACUUUAAAAGACAAAAAUCUUUUGGAAACAUGUU
Nycticebus coucang (slow loris) is the source of this 1750-nucleotide messenger RNA. Its product is annotated as dihydroxyacetone phosphate acyltransferase-like. The record is from RefSeq and is a predicted model, not a curated record. Gene Ontology annotation, cellular component: peroxisomal membrane; mitochondrial membrane; peroxisome. The coding region runs from base 2 to 1501 and encodes 499 amino acids. NCBI's taxonomy places the organism in Eukaryota, Metazoa, Chordata, Mammalia, Primates, Lorisidae. The transcript has a single exon. Gene Ontology annotation, molecular function: glycerone-phosphate O-acyltransferase activity. Gene Ontology annotation, biological process: ether lipid biosynthetic process.